UCUCCUGCUUCUGGAUCAUCGGAUUUAACUCCAGUAGGGUUUUCAACCUAAUUAUGCAGCAUGGAAAGCCGUAGAUAAGAUCCCCUCUCUCCUAAAUCCUGCCGCUUAAAUUCUCGUCGCCGGUGGAGCCUCCUCUCACAUUACUUCUUCAAUAGAAUGGAGUCAGGGUCAAGAGGUGAAGAGGCUAUUCCGUACGACAAUGCUGCUUCCAAGAGAGCUCGUCUGCAGUCGAUGCUCUUAGCUUUUCUUGAUGAUCCGAUUCUGGCAGACGUUCCGAAGAAACCUACGAUUACAGAUGUCGAUACCUUAAUCAACUUGGAGCUAGGCAGUGCUAUGAAGUUAACUGUUGUGAAGAUGGACAACACCAAUUUUGAUGUUGCAGUACUGAAUUCUUCUACCGUUAAGGACUUGAAAAUGGCUGUUGAAAGGAAAACGAAUGAGAUAGAGCAAGGAAAAAUGGGUCACAGGCAUAUAUCAUGGAGGCAUGUCUGGGCUAACUAUUGCUUAUGUUACCAUAACGAGAAGCUCCUUGAUGAUGCCUCUUUACUUUCUAACUAUGGCCUUCGAAACAAUUCCAAGGUUCAUUUUUUUCCUUGUGUGACUUCUAAACUGUCUCAGAAGCAUUCCAGAAGAAGGAAGCAUCGCUUCUUCCAUGGUCUAAGCAAGAGAUCUGGAAUCUGAUCUGUUACCACAUUUUUUUUUGAAAAAAUUAAAACCAUAAAUCAGUGGCCUUCAAUUUGGUCUGCCAGAACUAAAUCCAUUAACUUAUUGGCCUAUGCUGAAUCGCGUUUCC
This is a messenger RNA of Phalaenopsis equestris, 793 nucleotides long. Its product is annotated as U11/U12 small nuclear ribonucleoprotein 25 kDa protein-like. Lineage: Eukaryota; Viridiplantae; Streptophyta; Magnoliopsida; Asparagales; Orchidaceae. The record is from RefSeq and is a predicted model, not a curated record. Gene Ontology annotation, cellular component: U12-type spliceosomal complex. The coding region runs from base 157 to 681 and encodes 174 amino acids. The transcript has 4 exons. Gene Ontology annotation, biological process: mRNA splicing, via spliceosome.